GCUAGUGCCUGCUUGUAUCGGUGGCGAUUUUUGUGUUUACAUUUUGCACAGUAGCCUAACAAUGUAUUUUAAGGCUGUGGGCUCAGCAUUGGCUCGUACACUGUGGACAAGAGGACAAAGGACACCUCCUGCUGCAACAUCCCCCAAAGUGAACAGACUUUCUACAACGUGCAGCGUGUCAAAAAGUUGCAGCUCUGACUCAGACAGACCGAGUGGCGAGGGGCCAUCUCCCAGCAGCGAGCCGCCGCACAAAUUCACGACUGCCGACAAGAAGCGACCCAAGGAGCCCGUUGGUGCUCCGGGUGUUAAUGGUGCCAGAAGAAGGUCAUGCACCUCCGCUGCUCCGGUGAGCCAGAGCACCUACCUGUGGGCCCGGUACAACGACACGAAACGGCUGGUUCACGACAUCAUCCCACCGGGUGCGUGUAACCUCCUCAACUCCUCCACCAUCUAUGCCAACAACGAGGUGGACCUGGCUGAAGUGGACAUCUACGGCUUUGACUAUGACUACACACUGGCUCUGUACUCAAAUGCACUCGAAAAAAUGAUCUACAAUACAGCAAGAAACUUCCUAAUCAAACACUUUAAGUACCCUGAAGGCAUCCAAAGAUAUGAUUACAUUCCCAACUUUGCUGUCCGAGGUCUGCACUAUGACAUCCAAAAGGGUCUUCUGAUGAAGAUAGAUGCCUUUCAUUACAUUCAGGCAGGAACAGUGUAUCGGGGACUGAGCCCAGUGCCAGAUGACGAGGUCCGUCAGCUCUAUGGGGGGACUUUCCAUGUCCCACUGCAGCAGGACAGUGGCUUCUAUGGAAAAGGACCAAAGAUUAAGCAGUUCAUGGAUAUUUUCUCCAUUCCUGAGAUGAAUCUCUUGGCUUCAGCAAAUGAUUUUUUCAUCUGCAACGACAUCGACUACGAUCCAGUUCACCUCUUUAAGGACGUCUCGGAAGCGAUUGGCAUGGUUCACCUGCAAGGCUACAUGUACAAAUGGGUCAUGGAAGAUCUUGAUAAGUAUAUUCUGAGAGGAGAGGAGACAGACGCUGUUUUGCACCGAUUGGUCAGUAAAGGAAAGAAACUGUUCCUCAUCACCAACAGUCCCUUCAGCUUUGUGAAUAAAGGAAUGACACACAUGGUGGGAAAAAACUGGAGAGACUUCUUUGAUGUUGUCAUUGUCCAGGCAGAAAAACCUCACUUCUUCACUGAUUGUAUCAAACCCUUCAGGCGCUUGGAUAGUAAUGGAAACCUUCAGUGGGAAAAGAUAAACAGUCUGGACAAAGGAGAGAUCUACAAACAGGGAAACCUGUUUGACUUUCUCAGACUGACAGGGUGGACAGGAUCAAAGGUCCUUUACUUUGGAGACCACCUCUACAGUGACUUGGCUGACCUGAUGUUGCGUCAUGGCUGGCGUACAGCAGCCAUAGUGCCUGAGCUGGAGAAGGAGACCAAAGUGGUGAGCACAGACCGCUACGCUGUGAGCCUCACCUGGCUCCAGGCUUUAACCGGACUGAUGGAACGUCUGCAGAUACACAGGGACUCAGAGUCCCAAAAGAUUUUCGAGGAAUGGCAACAAGAAAGAGAAGAACUCAGGGUGAUGACAAAGAACUUGUUCAACCCUCAGUUCGGCAGCAUCUUCCGAACGUGUCACAACCCCACCUACUUCUCCAGACAUCUGUCUCGUUUCUCAGACAUCUACAUGGCCUCCCUCAGCUGUCUCUUAAAUUAUGACGAGUCGUACACGUUCUACCCCCGCCGCACCCCCCUGCAGCACGAGGCCCCGCUGUGGAUGGACCAGCUGUGCACAGGAUGCAUGAAGAUGCCUUUCCUGGAGGAGAUGUCUCAGAUUCGAUGAGACCAGUGCUCCCGUCAGAGUCUGAUUUAUUUUGUAUUUACAGUUUAUUUGAUGGCUGGUGGAUUCCUUUUCUUCUUUUGUUUGCGUUUAUAUAGUAAGGUUUCUUUUAGGUCAAGAAGGUCAAGAAGGUCCCGCACAACUCCUUGUUCUAAACAGUGACCCACUUCCCCAAUGAACCCACUAAAGGCUGCUGUAGAUUUAGCUUUGUCCAGAGAGCAUGCAUUUUCAAUGUAGAAAAGUACUGUAGAGCUAUUGUCGCACAAAACAACUAAUAAAUAAAUAAAUACAUAUCUGA
Messenger RNA from Trematomus bernacchii (emerald rockcod), 2141 nucleotides. It is a transcript of the gene nt5dc2, whose product is annotated as 5'-nucleotidase domain containing 2. The record is from RefSeq and is a predicted model, not a curated record. Gene Ontology annotation, molecular function: 5'-nucleotidase activity. Lineage: Eukaryota; Metazoa; Chordata; Actinopteri; Perciformes; Nototheniidae. Bases 62 to 1846 code for a protein of 594 amino acids. The transcript is spliced from 14 exons.